AGAGUUGACAAUAUUGACGUAACCUAUUUGCCUAUAAAGUAAAUAACAAUCAAUUUCAUGAAAAUUAAAAGAAUUUGCUUGAGGAUAUUUAAUAUUACACAGAAUUAUUUAUAAUACUACGUGAUAUACAAAAUGUCUCAACCUCAAAGCCGUAGUAUAUGGGCAAUGAUAAUAAGAAAUUUUAUUAAUUCUAUAAAGCCUAGACAAUUUCGCGGGACCCUCGUUGGCACAGAUUAUUUUGGCAAUAAAUAUUAUGAAAUUCCAGCUGAUCCAUCAGUUGGUAAAAGACGUGAUAGUCGAUGGUUUACUCCACCCAAAAAAGAUGAUUUUAUGCAAGAAAUGCCGGCGGAAUGGGAAUCAUGGUUAAGAGGAAGAAGAAAGCAUCCACCGACCGAAGAAGAGGUAAUGAAAAACGUAGCCAUAAUGGAAAUGAAAAAGCAAAAUGCCAUAGAAGUAGAUGCCAAAGGAGGUCAAAUGACACCGUUAACCAAAGGUUAUGAAACAUUUCCAAAGAGACAUGAGUAUGAAUCUGUACCAGGAAAAAGAAAUUGUUGAUAAUGAGUUAUUUGUGUUGUUAAAAUUAGUCUCGGUCAAAAUACAAUAGAAAUGCAUAUUUUACUAAGACAUGUAUUUCAUUUCAGCCAUUGGUACUAGAUAGAGCAAAUAUAUUUUAACUAAUUCUGUAUAUAUUGUGAUAGAUGUCUAGCAGGUACUAUAAGCAAGUUCUGUAGUUUUUGUAUAGCUAAAUUUAAGAUUGUGGGGAACAAGAGAUAAAAUUUUCAAUCAUAAUGUUUCUAUAAUGUCGACAUUAUCUGAUGUGGCUAGUAUUUGUUUAUUUAUAAUUGUCAUGGAUCUCAGAAGAUUAUGUUAAUGUACUAGAAGCAUUUAUUUUCAGAACUUCCAUAAUUUUAUUUAUCUACUUAGUAUUUUUCCCUAGUAACAAUUUUAUACUUAUGUAUGUAUUCUUAAUCAUAUCACUAAUUGUUUUUCCAUUUUUUUUCUAACAUUUGCAUUUAAUAUCUGUUUGACAUAUUCUGUAUUACUUCUGCAUUUAUACUGGUUUAUAUUUUAUGAGAUUUUUUUGAACAUAUCUUCGGAGUAGCCAGAAGUUUGCUUAGAUAUCUUUUAAUAUCUCAUAUUGAUUCGGUCGUCUCUCGGAAUACUCUUUGGUUUUUUUUGUUCAAUGAUAAAGAUGUAGAAAAGAAACUUAUGGUGAAAUGACAAAAUAACUAUUGCAAAAACUAGAAUCUUUUAGCUUUUAUUUAUAUUUAUUACCCAAUAAGUUAUGGAAAAGCACCAUCAAACUAGCAGAAACUUGGUUCUAGAAUGCGUCACCAUUGCAAGCAUAUACAAAGUGCUUCAAACAAGAAACCUUUAGAAGCAAAUAUUUUCCUUGAAUCUAGUACAAAUACUGGGAUUUGCAAGAACUUUAAUACUGGAAGAAGAGCUGUAGACAUUGGAAACAGUUCUGUUAUGGGGCUUAAAUAGACCUUAAGGUUGCAGUAUAAUGAAACACAUAGUUUAGUUUAUCUACCUGUCUAUGAUAACAAAGAUUUGAAUGUUAUUUCAUUCAUAUUUUUGUAUUCAUGUUUUUAACCUUAACAACAAAUUAUAAAUUGGCCAAAUAGAAACUAUAAGAAGGAAAAAAGACGGUUCCUAACAAAUACCGUCAGAUUUUUUUAGUUCCAGCCAUUGUAAAGGUUAUGAAGAAAGUUGUUGACCUGCAAAUUUCGAGUCUGCUAACAUUAUCAGCGACCAUCGAUACGGCUUUCUUAAACAUAGAUCAACCUGGGAUCUCCUGACCUCUGUCCCAACGUAUGGACUAGACUAUAUAGACAUGGGGAAUUCAGAGCAAUUGCACUGGACAUGUCGAAGUCUUAUGACAGGGUUUGACAUGCCAACCUUCUAAAAUAAAGAUCGUACGGUUUGUCAUCCUCACUUAACGACUGGCUUAUUAGCUCCCUCAAAUUCAUCCAGAUUGUGAUCGAUGGUUACUCUCCUCUACAUCAAGGAUCUACUUGACACAACUGUAAACCCGUUUUUUACUUUUACCGACGAUAACACACUGGUGUCGUUGUUGAAAUCAGCCGCCCCAAUAAACUCGGCUAACACCGAAAUCCAUAGACAGCAACAGAUUACCACCACAUACAGAUUUUGAAAACAUUCUGGAAGCCAACUGAUUUAAUGCAGCAAAGACCCAGGCUAUUGUUUUUUCAAAGAAGGCUGCCACUGGAUUUCAGGAUUUGGUCCUGUCUAGACAUAAAAUAUCGCCAUUACCGCAAAUUUGCUGUUGGUGUUAAAGUUGAGAGCAAUAUGUCCUGGCAUAGUCACGUGGCCAAAUUAGCUAAGGCAACUUCAUAAAAACUUUAUACUCGCAACAGUUUCUAAUCCUCUACAAAGCCCAGAAUCGUCCAUCCUUGGAAUAUUGCUCGCACAUUUGGAGCUCGUCUCCCCUUAUACCAUGAGGAUGAUCGAUUCAAAACAAAAGAUAGCAAUUCGACUUAUAGACGAUCCAGAGUUGAAACUUAGAGGUCGCUGAACACAAUCAAACAUAAUCCCACCUCGACAGGCAGACGUGACUCAUGAAUACAGAGUUCGCCUGCAAACGUCCAGAACGUCAAUGUUUCGGUAGUACUCCUUUCUUUGUAGGGGGAAUCUGCUACGAAGGCACUUUUUUGAGCACUACAACCUACAGAAGUUCAAAAUCGAUAUCCACAGGGCACGUAACACUCGAAUACUAAAGUGUAAUAGGGUUUACACUUUUGUGCUUGUUUUUUACAUAAAAAAAAAUGAUCCCCAUAAAGAAACUAAAAAUUGUUUUUAUAUUGAUUUUCCAUAUCUUUUUAGAAAUACAGCGAAGCUUAGGUAAUUUGAGUUUAUUUUUUAUACUUAGAUCUUGAU
Messenger RNA from Diorhabda sublineata, 2901 nucleotides. RefSeq names its product NADH dehydrogenase [ubiquinone] 1 alpha subcomplex assembly factor 2-like. Gene Ontology annotation, biological process: mitochondrial respiratory chain complex I assembly. The record is from RefSeq and is a predicted model, not a curated record. The transcript has a single exon. The coding region runs from base 133 to 555 and encodes 140 amino acids. NCBI's taxonomy places the organism in Eukaryota, Metazoa, Arthropoda, Insecta, Coleoptera, Chrysomelidae. Gene Ontology annotation, cellular component: membrane.